Cyphomyrmex costatus is the source of this 1689-nucleotide messenger RNA. Its product is annotated as RCC1 and BTB domain-containing protein 1. The transcript is spliced from 10 exons. The record is from RefSeq and is a predicted model, not a curated record. NCBI's taxonomy places the organism in Eukaryota, Metazoa, Arthropoda, Insecta, Hymenoptera, Formicidae. The coding region runs from base 1 to 1581 and encodes 526 amino acids. Gene Ontology annotation, molecular function: protein binding.
AUGUACUCGGAUUUACGUAGUUGGCCAAUCUUCAAUUCACUGGAGCCGAAGUUCGUCUCCCAGAUUCAUAUGGUUUUCGUAUAUGGUAAGUUGGGAAAUGAAGCCCUAAUCGUGACGAAGGACAAAAUGGUAUACGGCUUAGGUAACAACGUUAACGGUUGUUUGGGGAUCGGAGACGAAAACUCCACGCUAGAAUUGAAAAAAGUAGAGGCUCUGUGCGGGAAAGAUAUAAAGACGUUCGCGUGUGGCAUCGGACCUCAUGUUUUGGCGCUCACAAAAGAGGGAGAGGUAUACUCUUGGGGCAGCAACCAUUGUGGCCAACUAGGGCAUGGUAGUAUAAUAGAUAACGCGCCUAUGCUAAACGUACCUAUUCUAGUAAAAGAGGACAUCAUAGAUAUUGCAUGUGGCAGUUCUCAUUCCACCGUUUUAACCAAGGAUUGCAAAAUUUACAUGUGGGGAGAUAAUCAAUACUUACAACUGGGUUUCCUCAAUUCUCAACACUAUUCUGAUGAAUAUAACAAUUAUUAUAAUGGAAGAUUCUAUACUACAUCUCAACUUACAUUUAGAGCUAUACCUGUAUUACUGGAGUUAAUCAAUGAGAUGAAGGUUGUCUGUGUUUCCUGCGGUGGGACUUUUACCAUUGUGAUUACUGAAAAUGGCAAAGUGUAUAGUUGUGGCAACAAUAGCGUCGGUCAGUUGGGGAGACCGAGUAAUAAAAAUAUAGAUGAGUUGCGACAAGUCGAUUCUUUGAAUGACAAAGCAUUCACAGUCAUCAAGGUAGUUUGUGGAUUUGAACAUACGCUGGCACUCACAGACGACAGACAGAUCUAUGCUUGGGGCGGGAACAAUAACGGCCAAUUGGGAAUCGGGAACCAAAACGAUUCCACUAAACCAAUUUUGGUCGAGUGUGAACUGCAACGGAUAAAAUGGAUUGACAUUGUAGCUUUGUCUUGCUAUAACAUAAGCGUUGCUGUCAGCGAAGAAGGAUGUGUCUAUGUCUGGGGCGAUUGCCGCGGUGAAAGCAUCUUAACACCAACCGCCACUUCGUUCUCAAACGUACACGAUGCAAUUGCGUACUAUGGGCCGAGCGUUAUGCACAAACCGUUGGUUUUAUACAUGAGCGAAGGGCCGAGCAUAUUAGAAUCCUUGAAAGCUUCUUUCGAUGAAUCUUCUACGAGCGAUCUCAAGAUACAAGUGGAGGACCAAUUUAUCCACGUGCACAAAGCUAUCUUAAUGAUCCGCUCCGAGUACUUCAAAAACAUGUUUCAGCACGAUUGGAUAGAAAACAAUCAAAAUGUCAUCAAACAUGAUCAGUUUUCCUAUGCAGUUUACAAAGCCUUCCUAAAGUAUUUAUAUAUCGAUGCAAUCGAUUUACCUAUAGAGGAGGUAUCAGAUCUUUUGGAUCUGGCUGAGAGUUACUGCGAGAAAAGUCUCAAGCAUUCCUGCAUUCAGAUGAUAAAGCAAGGAAUUACUGCAUCCAAUGUUGAAUAUUUUCAUGGUAUUGCAUUGAAGUAUGCUUUAGAGGAGCUAAAAGAUUUAUGUAUCAAGUUUACCAAUAAUCACUUGACAGCUGUGACGUAGACGGUAAAUUUCGUUAAGCUGAACCGAGAUACGAUGAAAGCUUUUAUAAUUGAAGCGGGAAAGACUGAUGGUUUUAGGAAGUAAUUAAGUAAGUCUAUUUUCCUCAAA